CAUUUUCAAAAAUUGUAUCGGCCUAAAACUUUCAGUGCCGGACCAAAUGACAAGCCCCGUUUGAAUAGACGUCAAAACAACAAAACUUUUAGAGACGGAAUUUUCUCACAUAUUUUAGCUAACAAUAAGGCCAUAGUGUAAGAUUUUACGUAGAUUAGAGGUUGAAACGACGACACGUCAAUUUUCCAGACAAAGACAAAACAAAAACACAUCCCAAAAAAAUGGUGAAACUGUAUUCCAUCAGCGUUUUCUACAAGGGUUUGAAUGAGGCAAAGGUUCUCAGUUCCGCCUACGACUUGAGUAGCUUCUCUUUUUUCCAACGCGGAUCCGUUCAAGAGUUCAUCGGUUUUGCCAGCAAAACAAUCGUUGAACGCACGACACUCGCGUCGCGACAGUCCGUGAAGCAAGACGUUUACAUGUGUCACGUGUAUGUGCGCGCCGACAAUUUGGCUGCCAUCAUAAUUGCCGACCACGAAUAUCCGCAGCGCGUCGCCCACACACUUCUCACAAAAAUUCUCGACGACUUUACGCAACGCAUCGCCUCGGAAUUGUGGCCCACGGGCAGCGAACAAACAAUUUCCUUCACACUGCUCCCCGGUUACUUGCAGAAAUAUCAGGAUCCGCGACAAGCUGAUGCUCUCACGAAGAUCCAAGACGACCUGGACGAGACGAAAAUCAUUCUGAAGAACACAAUUGAGGCCGUUUUGGAGCGCGGCGAAAAACUCGACGACUUGGUGACAAAAUCCGAAGACUUGUCGAACGCGAGCAAAGCAUUUUAUAGGACCGCCAAAAAGACAAAUUCGUGUUGCAGCUUCAGUUAAAAAGCAUUCCUCGUUAAUUUACCAAAAAAAAUUGGCUCUAAACUCACUUUUGGGGGCAAAAUUAAUAAAAUUAUUCGUGUUAAUGUUGACAUAAUCGGGAAAAAUCACAGAAAAAAACGUAAAUCGGAAAUCUAUAAUAGCUGUUAA
Molecule: messenger RNA, 968 nt
Organism: Culicoides brevitarsis
Lineage: Eukaryota; Metazoa; Arthropoda; Insecta; Diptera; Ceratopogonidae
Gene: Ykt6
Product: synaptobrevin homolog YKT6
Exons: 3
Coding region: 222-821 (199 amino acids)
Biological process (GO): endoplasmic reticulum to Golgi vesicle-mediated transport
Cellular component (GO): Golgi apparatus
Molecular function (GO): SNAP receptor activity
Source: RefSeq, a predicted model, not a curated record